UCAUCUAAUCUAAUCCAACGGUUGAUAAUAAGAUCCAAGUUCAUUCAUCUCCUUCGAAAUUGUGAAGUGUUCAUCUUUUCUUACAGAAGAGCCGGCGAAAACCCUAAUUACUCCUAACCCAUUCCUUGCGCGCCAGGCUAUUCUUUCUGUGCAUAAACGAUGGCUGACGGUGAAUCAGACAAGAACAUUCAGAUAUGGAAGAUAAAAAAUUUGAUCAAAGCACUGGAAGCUGCAAGAGGUAACGGUACUAGCAUGAUUUCUCUGAUAAUGCCUCCACGUGAUCAAAUAUCUCGUGUCACUAAGAUGUUGGGAGAUGAAUUUGGAACUGCUUCAAAUAUCAAAAGUAGGGUAAACCGACAAUCUGUGCUUGGUGCCAUUACUUCUGCUCAACAGAGGUUGAAACUAUAUAACAAGGUUCCUCCAAAUGGAUUGGUCCUUUAUACUGGUACCAUUCUCACUGAUGACGGCAAGGAAAAGAAAGUGACAAUUGAUUUUGAACCUUUCAGACCAAUCAAUGUAUCACUUUAUCUCUGUGAUAACAAAUUUCAUACAGAAGCUCUAAAUGAACUUCUAGAAUCUGAUGACAAGUUUGGUUUUAUUGUUAUGGAUGGAAAUGGAACUCUUUUCGGAACUCUAAGUGGAAAUACUCGUGAGGUGCUUCAUAAAUUUACUGUGGAUCUACCAAAGAAACAUGGUAGAGGAGGGCAGUCAGCUUUGCGUUUUGCUCGUCUUCGCAUGGAAAAACGGCACAAUUAUGUUAGGAAGACUGCGGAACUUGCUACUCAGCAUUUCAUCAACCCUGCUACUAGUCAACCUAAUGUUGCUGGACUUAUACUUGCUGGUUCGGCUGACUUCAAGACUGAGCUGAGCCAGUCAGAUAUGUUUGAUCCACGUUUGCAAGCAAAAAUAUUGAACGUGGUUGAUGUUUCCUAUGGUGGGGAAAAUGGCUUUAACCAAGCUAUUGAAUUAUCUGCUGAGAUUCUAUCUAAUGUGAAGUUCAUACAAGAGAAACGCUUGAUAGGAAAAUAUUUUGAAGAGAUAAGUCAAGAAACCGGGAAAUAUGUUUAUGGAGUUGAUGACACAUUGAAGACCCUUGAGAUGGGUGCUGUUGAAACACUCAUUGUAUGGGAAAAUUUGGAUAUAAAUAGGUAUGUACUGAAAAAUGCUACCACGGGUGAGAUUGUCAUAAAGCAUUUGAAGAAGGAUCAAGAAGCUGAUCAAAGCAACUUCCGCGAUGCAGCUACCAAUGCAGACUUGGAGGUUCAGGAGAAGAUGCCAUUACUUGAGUGGUUUGCUAAUGAGUACAAAAAAUUUGGAUGCUCGCUGGAAUUUGUGACCAACAAAUCUCAAGAAGGGUCACAGUUUUGCAGGGGGUUUGGUGGCAUUGGAGGUAUGCUUCGUUACCAGCUUGAUAUCAGAUCAUUUGAUGAGUUAUCUGAUGAUGAUGGUGGAGUGUACGAGGAUUCCGAUUAAGUGCAUAUUUGGAUUGACAUGAUUUUGGCUGAAACAUGGUGUGUCACAAACUCAUGGUGCCACUUGAUUUUGUUAAGUUCUCAUUGAUUGCAAAAAUGAACUAGUCAUCUGGUAUUUUAGUGCUUUUAAUUGAAUUUUUGUUGUGUAAUUGGAGACUUUCACCAAAUAUUUCCUACAUAUCAUUUUGGAUUUUAUUGUUUUGAAAUAGUAUUGAUACUCAAUCCUUUGUUUA
Messenger RNA from Trifolium pratense (red clover), 1705 nucleotides. RefSeq names its product eukaryotic peptide chain release factor subunit 1-3. Gene Ontology annotation, cellular component: translation release factor complex; cytosol. The coding region runs from base 160 to 1473 and encodes 437 amino acids. The transcript is spliced from 2 exons. Gene Ontology annotation, molecular function: sequence-specific mRNA binding; translation release factor activity, codon specific. Lineage: Eukaryota; Viridiplantae; Streptophyta; Magnoliopsida; Fabales; Fabaceae. Gene Ontology annotation, biological process: cytoplasmic translational termination. The record is from RefSeq and is a predicted model, not a curated record.